Dibothriocephalus latus is the source of this 211-nucleotide messenger RNA. NCBI's taxonomy places the organism in Eukaryota, Metazoa, Platyhelminthes, Cestoda, Diphyllobothriidea, Diphyllobothriidae. The record is from the annotation of a GenBank genome assembly.
CACGUCCUCGGUCGACCAGCUGCCGAGGUGGACGACGGUUGGCUCGAGGGUGAACUCGUGCCCUCAGCGGAGGUGCCGCUUCAAUCAAUCUCCCGUGGAGUCUUCCCCUCCAUGCUGGUGCAGCCUAUUCUCGAGGACGAGGUCGCCAAAUGGGCUAGUCUCUUGGAGGCAGCCAAGGCACGUCUUGGUGAGUUUAGUCUUUUCUUUGUUU